Stylonychia lemnae is the source of this 1161-nucleotide messenger RNA. The record is from the annotation of a GenBank genome assembly. Lineage: Eukaryota; Ciliophora; Spirotrichea; Sporadotrichida; Oxytrichidae.
AUGGACAGAAAUGACUAUAGAUCUGGAGGUAUUUAAUCUCAAGAAGCAAAGAUAGAAGAGCUGAGACAUAAGAUUAAAGAUUUGAGGGAACAAAUUGACUAGAAUUAGGUUAAAACAACUUUGAAGAAAGUAUCUGAGAAGAAUGAUUAAUUCUAGGAUAUAAGUAAUUUCAACUUGACCGUGAAAAAAACAAUAAACAAUAGAGAGGCUAAAUUAGCUGGAUCUACCAAGAAACAAAAUGAAAGCGAGGCCAAUGUACCAAUUAACUGUAUUGCAUUCAAUCAAAACGAAAAGUUUUAGAAUCAGUUUGCAACAUGCGAUGAAUCAGGCAGAUUAUCUCUUUGGGAUGCUAAAAAGGGCUAGCAAAUAGUUGAAGAGCCCAAAGUGACUAAUGGAUUACUGAUGACUUGUGCAUUUGAAAACAGAGAAGGCAAACUGCUAGCCUGUGGAGGUAUAGAUACUAAAUUGCACAUUUUCUCAAUCAAUCCUAGUGGAAAGAAAAAGGAAAAACUUAAUUUGAUAGAGAAAGUGAUGGAAUUCACAGGUCACUACGGUUUAAUUACUUGCUGUGGCUUCUUAUCUUAGCAGUUCUUGAUCAGUGGCUCUAACGAUAGCUCGAUUAUGCUUUGGGAUUUUGAAAAGCCAGGCAGGUUCCUAGUAAAGUAUUCAGACCAUCAAAAUGAAGUGCUAGCCCUAGAUGUAUUCAAUCUUGAUGGAAACAUCAUUGCAACUGGCUCUAAUGAUGCUACCACUCGCUUAUGGGAUAUCAGAAUGAAGAAUGCCUGUUUCAGGAUAUUUGAAAAGAAUCAAUGCGGUAUCAGCUCUGUCAAAUUCAUGACUGACUGUGUGAAUACAAUCGCAGUUGGUUGUGAUGACUCAUCAAUUAAGUUAUAUGAUCUAAGAGCUAUCGGUAAAGUAGGCAAGUAUAAAGAGGAAUAAGGAUUCGAGAGUGUGCAGUCUUUAGCAUUCUCAAACAGCGGAAGAUUCCUUUUCAGCUCCUACUUCAAUAAUAAAAUUAAAGUCUGGGAUACGCUCACUGAGCAGAAGGUAUCAUAGAUGUAAGGGCCUCACAAAGAUGCCAUUAAAUCCCUAUCAAUGUCAUUUGAUGGAUCAAGUCUUAUAUCUGCUGGAAAAGAUGGUAUAGUCACUCUUUGGUAAUGA